AUGGAACUCUUCUCCAUUUUCUACUCAUUUGCAGAUUUAAUGAACACAGAAGUUCCAAAAACCAAUGUCAUUUUAGCUGUCAGAAAAUUAUUUGCUUUAGGAUACUUUAUUACACAAAUACCACAUACAGAAAGGCAAAGUUACUACAGAGAAAUGAGAGAUCUUGUUGAUAUCGUCAUCAAUGAAAGAAUGCAAUUUCCUGCAUUACAAACAGUUUUCUCUUGCUCUGUUGGUUUCUGCUUGACACAGAUUAUCCCUCACAUUAGGAUUUGUGAUUCAUCAAGCCCAGAAACUCGUGAUAUUUUCGAUCUUUCAAUUAUGGCAAUGAAAUAUUAUAAGAUUUUAAUGACAAUCAAUGACGGAUCACUUCCGAUUUUCCAAACAUAUAUCUUGUAUCUACUCCUGACAUUUACAGAUCCUUCCCAAUUCGAUAAAGAACAUAUUGAGUUACUUGGCGACAUAAUCAACGUCGCAUCAAAAGCAAUUGUCAUACCGGAGAAUAUCAACUUCAACUACGUCGCAUUAAUCGACAAGCUGAUUUGGAUGCUGAAAACUGAAAUCGAAUUAUUAAUGCCAGAAACAAAAGUUUUGAUUUUAGUUUUCUUGACAAAAAUAUGCGCGAGAUUUUCAGUAGGAAUCGAUUUUAUGAUCGAUAAUCAGAAUAUUGAAAAUGUCGCUUUGUUUAUUAUUGGAUAUCUCAAAACUCUUCAGUUUGGCGGAAAGACUACACCCGAGAGAAAGGAUCCUGUAGCAACAGGAUCGAGUGUUCCGUCAAGAUCAAUCAUACUUUCUACUUUUGAUCAAGAAAUUUCAAUUGAUGAUCAAGAAUUGAACAAGAAAUAUCCGAAAUAUACAAAUCCACCACGUUACCCUGACUCAUUAAUGCGAUAUCCAACAGUAAAUGUACUACUUACCGCUCUUACCCAAUUUUCAAAAUUUAAUAUCGAAUACAUUUCAUCAUUUAUACAGAAAAUGCUUGAUUUGACAUCAGAGAACAGAACUUACGAGAUAUUAAUGUUCCUUGCUGCAUUUGUUCGUUCAAUAAUUUUAGCAAAUAUUCAAGGUUACAAAUUACAGCUAGAAAAGGUCAAAAUCAUCGAGAAACUCUACAAUGAAACAUCCUCCAUCUACAUUGAUGAUGAAAUUAUAUUGUUUGUCGUUGAAAUUGACAUAUUUAUGAUGAAAUCUCUUCCGAAACACCAUAAUUGCUUCUCAAUUGCACUUUCCUUACUUGAGAAAUGUCUAACAAGACUCCAGAACUCACAAUUCCUCAUUGAUUGCCUUGCUUUCAUCGCUGUUACAUGUCCUUCCAAAUUAAAGACAGUUUUGCAAGACAACAAGUACGAUUUACGUAUUGCAAAUCUCAUGUUCUUCCUACAGAACAAACAUGUCGAACAAAUCAAUGCAAAUGCUUCUCAAGAAAUACUAGAAAAUAUCAAAAAGUGUCGUUUGUCACUUUUUACAAUUAAUGAAGUUUUUCUUAAUGAUAAUGUUUUAUGUUCAUUCUUCUUUGAGUCAGAGCCAUUUGUUGAAUCCAUUAUACAGCAUUUCUAUGAAGAGAAAACUUCCAAAUUCGCAUUGAAACUGAUAAAGAAAGGUUUGUCAAAUUUGGAGAGAAAUUCAAAAAUUAUUACAACAAUAAGUUCUUUCUUCUGUCAAACAAUUAAAAACGCGAUAGAAGACACGAAGUACAGGGAAUACGCGAGAUCAAUCAUUGAUGCAACUAAUGAUGCAACAGCUGCAGCUGUUUUGACUCAAAAAUUUGUUCAGUUGUUCAUUAAUUUCGUAAUAAAUACUAAAGAAGAAAAAGAUCUUUUCGCAAUUUUGAAACUAGCUCAAAACUGUGCGAAAUUACACGGAAAGUUCAAAGAAUUCUUCACAUCAUAUGAACUGAUACAAAUGAUACAACCUGCAGUAGAAGAAAUAGCAAACAAAGGUGGAAAAUUUAAACUAAUCGAAAAAAUUUGGUUCAUCAUUUUCGAUGCAGAAAUUUUGCCACCUUUCCUCAAAAAUCAACAAAUAGAAGAUAAAAGUGACAACAUUACAAAAAGUGACACUACUUCAAAAAGUGACAAUUCGCCUGUAAAAAGUGACAUUGUUCUAAAAAGUGACAACCAAGAAUAUGUUAUUCAUAAUGCAGAGCCAUUGUGUUUGAUUUUUGAUUUGUUGAGGAAAAGUGAUAAAGAAGAAUGUGUUGAAUUCCUUAAGUUCAUGAGAAAAACAUGCGAAGAAUCAACAAGUAGUGGUUUACAAACGAAUAACUCAUCAUUUACAACUGUUUUGGUCAACUUCUUGUGCGAAUACAGAAAUUCAGAGGAAAUCGAUGAAUUGUUUACAGAAGCAUCGAAUCUUUUCACUUUCUUGGCACAAUAUUCCAUCAAAUCUGUUGAUUUAAUGAUGAUCUUCCAAAAUAUGACUGCACUUCCUAACGGCAAAAAACCGAUUUUGACAAACGACUUUUUGAAUUCAUUGUUGAUUAUUUUCCAGUCACCAUUUGAAUCACCAUCAUCUUUCUUCCACAUACAAGACAAAGGAUCAUGUAUUACCAUUCCGAAUAUAACAAUUUCCCAACCGAUAACAUCAUUUUUGUUUAUGAUUGACAUCGCACUUUUGGGAUAUACAACAAAAGGGAAAUUGUUGUUUAUGGAAUGCCAAUCAUCGGAAAGCAUCUUUUCUGUUAAUUUCCAUAACAAUUUAUUGAAAUGUGCUUAUAGAGAUAAUACAAAAGCAGAUUUCUUUGAUUUCGAUAUUGGAAUAAUUCCAAACAUGUGGUCAAAUUUAAUUAUUUGCUACAACCAAAGCAUUUUCAGUGUGUUCAUGAAUGGAAAAAUGAUUGGACAACAUGAACUGAAGAUCAAACCAUUCACAGAGAAAUUCAAUUCUAUUCCUCUUUGUAUUAAUAUCCCUGCAAAUAUCGGUUUAUGUCUUUUGAGUCAAAAUCUAAAUUAUGAUCAAGAUUUUGUCAGAAAAUUAGGACAUUUACCACGCCAAAACAACACUUCAUUCGAUCCUUGCGAGAAAGGAGAUUUCCCAAGCGAGUUCGAGAUGUUGUUCAACAAAGAAUUCUCUGAGAGUUUGUUGUUCAUCAUGAGCGCAAGUAUCUGUAGUAAUGAAAAAAUUGGAAAUCUGAGUCAUUUAAAGGAGAAAUCGUACAUUUCUAUGAGAAAUGGCUCAACAUUCGGAUUUUAUCCAACAUCAUCAAUGGUUAUAUCAGCUAUUGGUGGUUCCGGCGUCUUGAUUCCUUUCUUCAGCCAAUUGGAUAUGUCAAGUGCAAAAUCCGAAGAUUUUGACACUUCAUUUUUGCCAGUUUUAAUCAAACUUUUGAUAGCUUUCUUGAGAGAAAAUCCAGAAAAUCAAAAGUCAUUCUCCAAUUUAAAGGGAUUCAAGAUGAUUGGCAACUUGAUUUUCCGUGCAUCAUCAAGACAAUUGACAUUACAAGUUGUUGAAUUGUUUAAGAUGUUGUUUUUCGAAUUAACUGUUGAAGAUUUGAUUUUGUCAAUGAUUUUGAACAUUUUCUUGGAUGUAAGAAUGUGGAUUUACGCUGAUAUCAAAGUCCAUGUCUACAUUUACCAAGUUCUUAAUGAAAUCUAUGACAAAGCAUCACCAAAUAUCAGAGAACUCCUUUUGAAAGAAGCAAAUCUUCCAAACAAAAUCUUGUUCAUGAUCAAAACUUGUUAUUGGUGCAAACCAACGCCAAAACUUUCUUUAUUUGCAAGUCCUAAGAUCUUAAAGAACUCCAAAGAAGGCGAAAUACAUCGUCCUAAUGAUUUGGAAGUCGUAAGAGUUGAACUAUGGAAAUUAUUGCAGAAAAUGUUCGCUGACAAUUUCACAGAAUUCAAUUCUUUGGCAUUGAUUUAUUUCGCAACAGAUGUCGAUGAUAUCAUGUUGACUUACGAGACAUUGAGAUUCAUGGUUUCAAUGAUACAAUCCCAGGAUCAAAGAUUAGUUGAUGCCAUUGCAAGCCACAUUAAUUUCGAGGCUUUCUUCCCAUUGCUUCUCUCCGAAAAAGAAGAAUUACAUAUCCUUUGUAUCCAUAUUUUUGUAAAGUUCUCAAAAUUGGCGCCAAAAUAUUCAGAACUAUUCCUUUCUCCUUAUACAUUUGGCGAAUGGGUUGACAGUAUUUUGGCAGUGAUGAACACCAACCAAAACUCUGUCAAUUUGGCUGACAACAUUUUCGGAUAUGUUUUCAAUUUAUUUGACAAAGAACAAGAAGGAAAACUCAAAUUGAAAUUGAUUGAAAUUCCAAACAGCGAUGAAAAUGAUUUGGAAAUUGAUGAUGUUACGUUCUUGGCUAUUGGUAUCAUGGCAAUAACUCCUUUCGAUGAUGAAUUGGCUUACGUUUAUUUAUCAAGACUCAACAAAGGUCUCAAACAGAAACAACAACAAUUAUUGAAAUGUCCUUCUUUGGUCACUUCACUUUUGUUCUUUUUGAUUGCACAUUGUCCAAAUGAAUCCAUUAAAUUCGACAAAUCAUGUCAAGUAGUAUUAAACAUUUUGGCAGGAAUCUAUUGCAGUUCCGACAAAAAUGUUUUAGAUGAAAUGAUUGUUUUGUUGGAUUUAUUGACAGAAAGGACACAAAAAGAAUACACUUACAUAUCAAGAGCUGUUUUAACAGAGACAAUACGUUGCUCUUUGAAUGGCGAAUAUUCAUUUGCUUCUGAGAAAUUGUUGAUUGAUGUUUUGAACACAACUUUUGUUUAUUUGUUCUCUAUUUCGAAUUCAUCUAAAUACGCAAUUGUUCCUUAUCCAGAAGAAGUAGUAAAUGAAGAUGAAAAGCCAUUGACAUUCCAAGAAUUAACACAAUUAAAGAUGUCGAAUGACACAAUAACAUUGAAUUAUUCAUUUGGGACUCGUUCUCUAAAAAAACAAAUUUGGAAAGAUGCUGAUUUGGCUGAUACUUUCUUGAGUUGUAUAGAAGGAAUGCCUGAAAACAUCUCAAUGAACCAAAUUGUUUUUGCUAACGCCAAAUCCCUAUUCUUCCUUUACGGUUUCGUUCUUGCAAAUGGUUUGAUGCACGCGCCUCAUUUCCCGAUGUUUUCAAACCACAUCAGAUUUUUGACAAAUAAAAUCCCAACUGAUGGCGGUUUGUCGUCUCCUCAGAAACAAGCCUUCAUUUGCUAUAUAGCAGGUUUGAGCCAUAUAUACAUGAGGACAGAUAGAAACCACGUCAGCCACAUUUACAUGACAGAAGAUGCAGAAGCAUUUGGAAUCACGUUUAAAGCUGUUUUCAACAUGAAACGGAGAAUUCAAUGGGGAUCAUCAAUUGACUCAUUUGAAGGAUGUUUCAAGUCAAGAGGACAUCAUUUCGCACACCAAGCUUUAGAGGAAUUCUCUAAAUACGAAAGCGAAAUGCCUUUGUUAAUCAAAGAAUACGAAAAGAAUCUUUCAAAGACGAUACAAACAGUUACAGGAAACUUUGAAAGUAUUUCGACCAAUUUCGAAAGAUUGAAUGAAAUCGCGAACUCCCAAAAUACUAAAAACAAGAAAUUGCAAGUAACAAUGCAGAUGAUGCAGUUCUCUUCAACAAUGAGAAACGAAAUGAAUAUUGGCGCUAAACUCUACAAACAAAUGAUCAGAACAUUGAGUUCAGAAAACGGACCAUGGAAUUCUCCUGAUUCAAAUCAAACAACACAUUACAAGUUGGAUGAUACUUUCCAGAGGAAUUUCAGACGUGGAAAGAUGAUUGAAAACACAUUGUAUUCUGAUCACAAACACGCAUCUAUUCUCAGAGAUACAGGAAAUAUCACAAACGCUGUUCAUUUGUUCACUGAUCACUUAAAGAAACUGAGAAUUGCAACAUUUGCUGGUGAAGAAGACAUUGUUUUUGGAGAUAACGAUGUUUUGGAUGAGAAAAUCAUUCAGAAGGGUGAUUCCGAGACAGACAAAGGAAAUAUCUUGAUCAAAAUUGAUGCAAGAUUAGUUGCAAUGAAGAAAGUUUUGAGUGGAAGUGUUGUUUUGACAACAGAUUACUUGAUUUUCGAAUCAGAUGAGAAAUAUAUUGAAAUCGAAUGUAAGACAAUAGAAGCUGUCUAUUUAAGACAUUAUUUGUUACUCGACACAUCAUUGGAAGUAUAUACAAGUGCCAGAAGAGCCAUUUUCCUUGAUUUCCCAGGCGGAAAGAGAAAACAUUUCUUGGAUGUUUUGAGAAAACAAAAAUUUGCAAAGAAGAUUUUCAUUCAAUAUAACCAAAGUGAUAUCAAUCCUUUAGUUAAGAAAGCAACAGAAAUGUGGUGCGACGGACAACUGAGUAACUUCGACUAUUUGAUGAAGAUAAAUAUUUACUCAGGAAGAUCUUACAACGAUUUGUCUCAAUACCCUGUUUUCCCAUGGAUUUUGUCAGAUUAUUCGUCAGAAAAACUUGACUUGAAUUCGCCAGCUUCAUACAGAGAUUUGUCGAAACCUAUUGGUGUUUUGGACGAAGAAAGAUUGGAAGUAAUGAUGGAAAGAAGCAAGUCAACAGAUGACGAAGAAAACAACUACUUGUACGGCUCUUUUUAUUCAUCUGCAGCUGUCGUAAUUGGUUUCUUAGUAAGAAUGGAACCAUUUACUUCACUUCACAUUGAAUUACAAAGUGGCAGAUUUGACAUUUCUGACAGAUUAUUCCAUUCAAUUCCACGAGCAUGGGAGAGUGUCAUUCACACGACAAUGGACUUCAGAGAACUUAUUCCCGAAUUCUUUUAUCUCCCAGAUUUCCUUGUAAAUUCGAAUGGCUUCGAUUUAGGAAAAGGAUCUACAAUAAACGGCGAUGUUUUGUUGCCUCCUUGGGCAAGUAGUCCUUCUGACUUUAUCAGGAAGAACAGAGAAGCUCUUGAAAGUCCAUUUGCUACACAAGGUUUGCCAUAUUGGAUUGAUUUGAUUUUCGGAAUUAAAUCAAGAGGAAAACUCGCGAAAGAAUGCAAUAACUACUUCGCGCCUUUCUUCUUCACAGAGUCAAUAACGAAAGAAGUCAUGAAAGACGCAGCAAAGUUCAAGUUCGCUCAAGAAUUCGCUGCUUGUUUCGGAAUGGCUCCUCAAAAAGUUUUUGACACUUUACAUCCAGAAAUUCGUCAAAAGUCACAGAAAAUCGAUCCACCGCAAACAUUGCAAUUAUUGGAUUCCACGAUGACAUCAGAGAUUGUCUGCAUUUCCGCCAUUUCGAAGACAAUUGUCGCUGUCACAAAAGACUGGGGAAUCAUCAAAUUACUUCCAAACGAAACAGAAGAAGUUGGUGAUAUUGGAAGUGGUUUGGCAACAGGUCUAAAACAGGAAAAGCCAAUAGUCAAGAUAAGCGAUUACAAUAUGAUCAUAGCUUCUGAAUUUGACAGAGCUUUUUCACUUGUUAAUCCAUUGACUUUUGAAAGAAAAGUGACAACAAGAAAACAUAUUGGAAAAGUCACAGCUGUUUGUGUUUCUCAGAACUACAUCGCGACAGGAGAUUCCGAGUCAACUGUCCGCCUCCAGGAGAUCAACAGCGAAAAGGCUACUUUCGUUCCUUUCCAUAAAAGUGUCAUCAAAGCACUCGGAAUUUCGGAAGACGCCGAUAUCCUUGUCUGUUGUUCUGAAGACGGAUUUUUGUCGGUUACGACGUUGACAACGGGAAGAACAUCGCAUAUCAUGAAAUGCGAUGACGGGGUACCUAUUUACGCGGAUAUAACUGGCUCUGGUUGCAUAGUUGUCAUUUUCGAGAACAAAGAAAAUUUGAUAAUAAGAUCUUUCGAUAUUAACUUGAAUUCGAUCAACUCUUGCACUGUUGCAGGUAGAUUUGCUUGCGCUGACAUAUUCGAGUGGUGCCAUAAAGCAACUCACGCGAUUAUUUCAACAAAAGAUGGUUCUCUUAUGAUCAUCAACGUUGAGUCGGCUGAAGUCAUCUGGGAUAUCCAAAAGAAUGUUGUUAAUGUAACUGCAUGCGCUUACAGAGAAGAAUGCCAAGAUAUAAUUUUAGGAACGGCGGAAGGGAAAAUUGUUUCUCUCCCACUCGUUAAUUAG
Molecule: messenger RNA, 7965 nt
Organism: Trichomonas vaginalis G3
Lineage: Eukaryota; Parabasalia; Trichomonadida; Trichomonadidae
Product: beige/BEACH-related family
Exons: 1
Coding region: 1-7965 (2654 amino acids)
Molecular function (GO): protein binding
Source: RefSeq, a predicted model, not a curated record